This is a messenger RNA of Tetrahymena thermophila SB210, 2733 nucleotides long. Its product is annotated as cyclic nucleotide-binding domain protein. Lineage: Eukaryota; Ciliophora; Oligohymenophorea; Hymenostomatida; Tetrahymenidae. The transcript has a single exon. The record is from RefSeq and is a predicted model, not a curated record.
AUGCAAGAGGAGUAAAAACGGGCUUAGGCUCUAAAAGAGAAUUUAGAAUAGAUUAAUUAAUAAUCUGCUGCUAUAAACAGCAACAAACUUUUUAAUGUAGAAGUUAAACAAGUAGGAUAAGCUAUGCUAAAAAGGAAAGCUGAUGGUUAUGUAGAUAAACAAAGGGAGAAAGAGAACACAUAAAUAUAAUAAAAAUAAUAAUCAAAUGAUCUAAAUUUUAAAAGUGGGUCUGGAGUUAAUAAUAAUGAUAAAAGUAAAGCUGAUGACUAUAAAACUAAUUAGAAGGAUUUAAUGCAUAAAGAAAAAUUAAAAGAAUUGAGUAUUAUUUAAUAGAAAUAAGCUAAAAAGUAAGCAAGAGAAUUUAAAGAACUCAAAAUGAUUUCGGGUUUGGCUACAGUUGGAGAAAAAAAAACAGUUUAGGGAGAUGGAAAUUAAGAUAUUUAGAAAAUAGUUGUAAAGAGUGCUUAAGCAAUUGUUUUGAUGUUAAAAGGAGAAACUUUUAAAUAGCUUUUUAGUGAUAUGAUAGAGAGUGAAGAAAAAAUAAAUAGCAUAUCUUUUUUUCUAUCUAUUCCACUUUUCAGCAAUUUCAGAAUGAGGGAAAUCAAUUAAAUACUUUAAAAAACAAAAAUUCAGGUUUAUAAGAAAUCUUAGAUAGUAUUUAACGAGAACGAUAUAGCUGAGAAUCUUUAUAUUGUAAAGAAAGGAGAGUUUGCUGUUUAAAAGGAAAUAUAAAUAAAAAGCCACUAAAUGCCUGAUUUAUACAAUAAAAAGAUUAUUAAACAUAUAGAAAUUUGUUCUCUUACUGAGGGUCAAUAUUUCGGAUUAGAUGAGCUUCUAGAAAAUCACUUGGCCAACAAUCAAAUUUCAAGUAAUCCGAAUUCAAAUAUCAUAAAAAGAGUUAAUUCUGUGAAAUGCCUUUAAGCAGAAAGCGAACUAUUCAUUAUACCUUAUGAUUAAUUUAAAAAGUAUAUAAACUCUGAGACUGUGGUUAUUGAUAACGAUAGCUUAUAAAACUAAGCAAAUAUUAGAAACGAAAUUCUUGCAAAGAAAAAAUUAGAAUAAGAAAAGCAAGAAAUGAGAGUUUUGGCAAUAAAGAAAAAUAUCAAGAAAGAAUAGCAAAAAUAUCAUCAAAUAUAAAACGACGAAAUUAAUAUUUAAUAGAAAGAAAAGAAUUAAACAUACUAUAAGAAAUUAUUACAUGAUAGUUCAUCCGAAAUGUCAAUACCUUUUCUCAAUAAUUAAUCCAUUUCUUUAUAGACUGCUUUAAUGAAAAAAUAGACAAGUUUUUGCAUUCAUUAAAAAGAUGAAAACAGCAAUCAUCCAAAUUAACUAUUUAUUACCAGCGAUGGAUAAAAUUAAAAGCACUCUCAAUAUAUUUUAGACAAAUAAUAAAAUUUAAAUAAUAAAGCUAUUUAAUUAGGAUAAGUAGAUUAAAUAAAAAAUAAUUUUGAGCAAUUUAAUAAAAAUAUUUCUAUUUAUAAUGAUAAUAUGCAAAAAUAUAUCAAAGCUGUUACAGACUUCAGUGACAGAGUAACCAUUGAAUAAUCUGAGAAGAAAAAUCAUUUAAUUAUUAAAAAUUAAAAUGCAAAUGUGCAGCAUUCAAAUUCCUUAACACCAAAAAGAGGAUAAUCCAAAUUAUUAAUCCAUUAAUUAAACUAUUAGUUGACUAAUCCUUAACAGUCUCGUUAUAAAAGAAGCUAUACUUCGAAUUCUAAUCAUAAAGAUAGAGAUCAAACACCUGAACAUAUUUCAGCAAAUGUUCAUGAUGUAAACUCUAUCCAAUAAAUAUCUCCAAAAAAUUAAAUAAUAAAACUUCAAUAAGUAGAAUCAAUAAACGAUGCAAAAAGUAAUAGCCUAAAUGGGGUCAAAAAAGUAAACAGAUUAUUUAAUUACUUAAGCGAAAUAGAGUGUAAAUAAAACCAAAGGCAAUAAACUAAUUCUUAGAUUAUCUGUGAAACUAAGGAAAAACAAAUGCAAAAUAUUGAUAAUCAAUAAAUAGGAAAAUACAAUUAACAAUAAAAAAAGUUAAAUAAUAAAAGUAAAUAAUUACAAGCAAUUAGCUCAUACCAAAAGCUUAAUAGUGAAGAAAACAAUCAAUUUAUUGAAGACUUAGAUGAAAUAGAGUAUGGUUUAAAUAAAAAAGAUAAAACAAUUUAGAUUCUUCACUAAACAAAUAAUAACUUAAAUUAAUAAUACAGUAAAAAUUAUAAUUUAAGAUUAAGCUCUAUAAAUUUAUAGUAACAAUAAGAACAAAAAUAAGUGAAGGAAGGCUUUUAAAAUAAUUAUAGAUUGUUAAAUAAAUCAGAUGGAAGUAUAAAUUAGCAUUUAACAUUUAGAGAUUUAGAAGAAAAAUAUCAAACUUAAUAAGAAAAAAAAGUGAUUUUAUAAAACAAUACUUUUGAUAAAAUUAAUACUUCAAUUUUUAGAGACAAUAAACAAAAAGUAAAAUAGCAAGGAGAAUCUGCAUCUAUAGAAUAACUGCUGGAUGAAAUUAACUAAAAUUAUAGCAAAGUCCCAGUAAAACCUUUUAUUGUUUCUCCGUCAUGUGCAGUAAAAAAUACUAAGAGAAUGAUAAAAAAGAGUAGAAGAGGAAUGUAGAAUGUAUUGGGGUAUAUAAUAGAAUACUAAUUAGAUAACUAAACUUCUAAUUUUUAUUUAGAAUCAAAACAGUUGCCUCAAUCCUCUUAUAAUUACAAGUUAAAUCCUCCAAUUAAAAAAAUGCAAGAUAUUUGA